Thlaspi arvense is the source of this 264-nucleotide messenger RNA. The record is from the annotation of a GenBank genome assembly. NCBI's taxonomy places the organism in Eukaryota, Viridiplantae, Streptophyta, Magnoliopsida, Brassicales, Brassicaceae.
AUGAAGAGACAGAGAGAGGAGGUGAAGGAAGAGGAGACUGAUCAGUCAUUGGCUGUUGCAGCCAUGGCGGUUGCUGUUGCGUCGGCGGCGGCAGAGGAGGAUGUAUUGUGGGGCGGAGGAGUGGCGGAGGAGAUGACGUGGAGCACCGUGUGGUUACCUUUUUGGGACGUUGAGUUCGUUGGAAGAAACUACAGUUUAUUGUUCAGUGAUGUUGUUUGGGACGAAGAUAUUUGGAACCUUAAGAAUCUAACUCAUUCCUCAUAG